Sesamum indicum (sesame) is the source of this 1314-nucleotide messenger RNA. Its product is annotated as putative pectinesterase 29. Gene Ontology annotation, biological process: pectin catabolic process; cell wall modification. Lineage: Eukaryota; Viridiplantae; Streptophyta; Magnoliopsida; Lamiales; Pedaliaceae. The record is from RefSeq and is a predicted model, not a curated record. Gene Ontology annotation, molecular function: pectinesterase activity.
AUGUUUUAUGAACAAAUUAAACUCUUUCAAACUAAUGUUUCCAGCCCCCGUUCUCAGUUCCUUCCAAAACUAUUUAAUGACUCUAAAUGACCAAUUAAUUGCUGCAGUUAUACACUGAAUCAUGUAGUUACCUAAUAAUCAUAUAUAGUUUGCAGCCAUUGCAAUAGUCCUCAUUGUUUUCUCCAAACCUCUACUUCUCUCAUUUCUCUCCAAAAUCUUCCUAGUUUUGUUGCAAUACUCUCACCUUAAACACUCAGAAAAUGUUGUCUUAUAGGUUGUUUAUCCGUGUUCUUGCUGCUGUUUUCUUAGUAUUAGCAUCAGGCAAUGCUGCGCUACGAAGAAACCUUGGAAAAAGCAAAGUGAUUAUUUGUCCAUCAAUCUUUGUUGAUCCAUCAGGUAUAGGCAAUUUCACAACCAUCCAAGCCGCUAUCAAUUCUGUCCCUUCUUACAACAAAAGAUGGAUAUGUAUACGCAUCAAAGCAGGCGUGUAUAGAGAACAGGUUACAAUUCCUUUUGACAAGCCCUUCAUCUACCUCAAAGGAGAAGGGAAACGAAAGACGUCUGUCGUGUGGGAUGCUCAUGAAUCGAUUGCAACCAGUGCCACUUUCACUUCUCAAGCAGACAACAUCAUGGCCAAGAGCCUAACCUUCAUUAAUUCUUACAACUAUCCCCUGAAUGGCUCCGGCAAUCCAAUGAGGCCGGCCGUUGCAGCCGUGAUUGAGGGAGACAAGUCGGCCUUCUUCCGAUGUGGAUUCAUAGGACUGCAAGAUACAUUAUGGGAUGUUUCAGGUAGACAUUAUUUCAAACUUUGUACCAUCCAGGGAGCUGUAGAUUUCAUCUUUGGUUCCGGCCAGUCGCUUUAUGAGAGAUGUUCGAUAUCAGUAGUAGCAGGAGCUCUAAAUGGAGUUGCAGGCUACAUCACAGCUCAGGGAAGAUCAGAAGCUAACGAAACAAACGGGUUCGUGUUUAAGGAAUGUAACAUAUUUGGAAAUGGGAAGACAUUCUUGGGAAGACCCUGGAGAGAUUAUGCCAGAGUUUUGUUCUACAACUCUUCCAUGUCCGACAUUGUUGUCCCUCAGGGAUGGGAUCCUUGGUUCAGCACUGCCCAUCUGGAGAAGUUGAGGUUUGCAGAGGUCGAUUGUCGUGGAUUAGGUUCCGACACCUCAAGGAGAGUGAGUUGGGCCAACAGGCUGGACAAGGGAGAGUUGCAACAGCUGACCAGCAUUUCUUACAUUGAUGAUCAUGACGGUUGGCUUUCAACAUUUUCAAUUAUUAUAAUUCCAGAUUGAUAAAAAAUCAAUUGUGUAUCCCUCG